UAUGGACCUAUGCUUGUCAACCCGAUGGGCCUUAGCCCAAGCCCAGAUACUAUAUAUAGUACAUUGGUACUGUUCUUCGAGAAGCCAUUGUUCUGCUAUUGGCGAGUUUCGAUCUGCAAAAGAGGUAGAGAAAGAGAAAGCGAGGAGUGAUGGGGUUCGUAAUGGAGUUUGCUGAGAACUUGAUAUUGAGAUUGAUGGAGGAUCCGAAGGAGAGAGAUAGAAAGUUCAGAGAGCAUUUGUACACGAUGAAGGAUCGGUGCAACAAGACGAAGGAGAUGUGGAGUCUUCCUCUACGUCCAUAUGGUUUCUGGAAUUUCGAUCGACACAAUGCUCAGCUCUUCUGGGAUCCUCAGAUUAGCCAGGCCCCUGGUCGUCGUGAUCCCUAUGAUGACCUCCUUCAAGAUGCCUAUGGCGGCUCUACUUCCUCCUCGUCCUCCAAAAAAAAUUGAAGUUCGAGUCAUUCAUUGAGAGCUGUCUUCAAGUAUGGAGGAUUGCAAUGAUAAGUUUCAUCUUCAUUCUGUUAGUCAUGUGUCAACAGGAUUGUAAUGCAUGAAUACUUGCUUCUCUAUUUGGGUUUGAAUGAGGGCCCACAGAACAAAAUUUGCUUGCAGAUAUUCUUGGGAAUGCUCAUAAAUGUUGCUUUUAAGAUGCACUUUUUUACUUCUCAUCUAUAAUAAUAGAUUUAAUAUGUGAAUGUGGGUCAUUUGCGCGAGCUAA
Molecule: messenger RNA, 717 nt
Organism: Camellia sinensis
Lineage: Eukaryota; Viridiplantae; Streptophyta; Magnoliopsida; Ericales; Theaceae
Source: RefSeq, a predicted model, not a curated record